Molecule: messenger RNA, 2620 nt
Organism: Sinocyclocheilus grahami
Lineage: Eukaryota; Metazoa; Chordata; Actinopteri; Cypriniformes; Cyprinidae
Product: biorientation of chromosomes in cell division protein 1-like 1
Exons: 10
Source: RefSeq, a predicted model, not a curated record
CUUCCGGCGGGUGUUUCAUUCUGUAACGCGCAGCGGCGGAUCGGUUGGUUCCGGAGGUUCCGCUGGCCCGGGUUCGGUUCCGAGUGUGGCGAUGGCGGCGCUUCACCCCGGAGACCCGCAGCUGGUGCCGAUGAUCGUCAGUCACCUGAAGACGGAGGGUCUGUUCGAUCAGCUCCGCAGAGACUGUCUGGCGGACGUGGAUACAAAGCCGGCGUAUUUGCACUUACGACAGCGAGUCGAUAACUUCGUGUCCAACCAUCUGGCGAACCACACCUGGAGCCCACAGCUGAACAAGAACCUGCUGAGAAACAGCAUCCGACAGCUGGUCCUGCAGUCCGGGAUGCUGGAGCAGGGAGUGGACAGGAUCGUGGCUCAGGUCGUCGAUCCAAAGGUCCAUCACUCCUUUCGGCCGCAGGUGGAGCGUGUCGUCCGGAAGUUUCUGUCUCCAAACGGCCACGUGGAGGAGGAUGAACUUCCUCCUGUAGCUCCGCCCCUUCCUGCGGAAAACCAGGAAGCUGAACUGCUGACCGCAGAUGACAGAAAUGAUGCCGCUGGGAGCUCCGGCGCUGAUGUUCAGAUCCCAGAGACCAGCGGCACUGACCCGAGCCACGAGCACAAAGAGGAGGAGAUGGACAUCAGCCUCCCCGAGGAGGAGCAGCACACCGCAGAGACGAUGGAGGAGCCGGAGGAACCGCAGCCUGAGGAAGAGGAAGAGGAGGAGAGAAGUGCCGAGCUGAAGAUGAAGGACGAGGGAGACGCGGAGAACAGCAGUAAAUCCUCAGGGAAGAUCAGAGAGGAGAACCGCGACACUGACUCCCAGAAACCCUCCAGCGUCAAACAGAGGACCAGAGAGAGACUGAGAGAAGAGUACUCGCUGGAGGACUCUGAUCUGGAGGGUCUCAGUGACAUCACCGUGAGUUCGGUCCACACCAGCGAUCUGUCCUCGUUCGAGGGAGACAGCGAUGAGGACGAGCCUCCGUCUGAGUCCACCGAGGAGGGAGAGUUCAGCUCUGAGGAUGAGGGAGGGCAGAAGACACCAGCUGGGGAUGACUCGGAGGGCAGCAGGGAGAAGAAGCCCCGCGGUGUGAGACAGGGAUACGUACACAAGCCCUUCCUGUACUCGCGCUACUACAGCGACUCUGAUGACGAGGUGACGGUGGAGCAGCGCAGACGCUCGGUGGCCAAAGACAAAGAGGAGCGCCUGUUGAAGCGGCAGCAGAACCGGGAGCGAAUGGAGGAGAAGCGCAGACUGAGAGCAGCCCAGAAUGAGGAACAGGAUCGGAAGAAACAGGCGACUAUCUUUGCAGAUCAGAGACCCCGAGCUAAAGAGGCUCGAAAAGAGAAGAAGGUCCUGGAGAAGAAAGUGGCUCUGAGCAGACAGAGAAAGAGAGACUCCAGAAAAGAGGAUGAGAGGAAUAAAAGUGACACUGAAGGUGAUUCAGUCAGCAAAGAUGUGAAGCCCGUAGGUCUGAAGUCAGUGCGACGGCCGUCUGAUCUGGAGCAGCAGCAUAGGAAGAUGACAGAUAGUGACGAGAAACUCCCUGACAAAAAACGCAUUCACUCCUUCAUCCUGGACCUGGAGCUGGGAACAGAGGAACGCCGCAAAAACGCUCGGAAAGACUCGCUUUUCAAAGAGAAGGAGAAAGAGCGCGGCGUCCCUGACGAACGACUCAAGCACAAACUCAAGACGGAGAGCAGGAAGAGCGGAGACGCCACAGCCGACGAGAAAGAUGGAGGGACUGCAAAAGGAGCAGCUGACGAGAAGAAGGGGUCAAAGGUCAAGCCAGACAGGAAGAGUUCCGUGUCUUCUCGAGAAAGCAAGACGAGUGUCUCUGAAGCUGCGGAUGAAGGGAACCUGAAGAAAGGAAAGACAGCUGUGAACGAGAAGGAGAAACCGAAGCUGCUCCGGCGUCUGGACUCCACCGGCUCCUCAGAGGAGAGGUCAGAGGUCGAGACGGGUUCAGAGGUCAGCCGGAAGCAAGACAAGCACCCUAAAGAGAUUCUCAAGCGGUCAAGGAGUCACCCGGAGACUAAAGUGGGAGAGAAGCCCAAGGUGCGGAUGGAUAGGAAAGAUUCGUCUGUGGACGAGACUCAUCUGCAGAAAUCCGGCUCGGAAACCGAGAGCGACGUCCGAAAGGCGGAGACGGGGCCGAAGCUCAAAUCCCUAACGGAGAAGCACAAGUCUAAACCCCAGAAUCCCACUGCGGGCAAAUCGGAGAAACAAACGGAAGCCAAGAGUAAACCAGGAACCGCAGAACAGAAGAAAGAGGACAAGAAAACCUCAGAGGAGAAAACGAAGGAUGCAAAGGUUGCGAAGAAAACAACUGAGAAGAUGCAGCAGAAAGAUUCUGAGAGCAAGUCGGGAGGGAAGGAGAGUCCCAGGACUGGAGAACCAGCGGAUCAGACGCAUCUAGUGUUGACUGCACCGGACGACCCUUACGCCGCCCUGAGCGACGUUACUCCCGAUCCUGAGGACGAGGAGGCGGUGCUUAAAGAGCCCCGCCCACUGUCUGCAGAAGCCGGCACCCUCUUGAGCCUGAUGGAUGUCCACACCUCCGCCUCAGAGCUCGCUGUCUGGAGGGAAGCGGAGGCCGAUAGGAAGAUGAAGGAAGCGGCUCUU